This is a messenger RNA of Diplodia corticola, 1515 nucleotides long. Its product is annotated as cytochrome p450. The record is from RefSeq and is a predicted model, not a curated record. The transcript is spliced from 3 exons. NCBI's taxonomy places the organism in Eukaryota, Fungi, Ascomycota, Dothideomycetes, Botryosphaeriales, Botryosphaeriaceae. Gene Ontology annotation, molecular function: iron ion binding; monooxygenase activity; oxidoreductase activity, acting on paired donors, with incorporation or reduction of molecular oxygen. Bases 1 to 1515 code for a protein of 504 amino acids.
AUGGCGCGCCCAGCCACCGUUCUUUCCCUUGCCCUCGCCGCCCUCGGCCUGUACUUCGUCGCCCACGCCUUCUCCAAGCGCUUCCGCCAGCUGGCCCAGUUCCCGGGGCCUCGGUGGGCCGCGCAUUCGCGCUGGUGGCUCGUCCGCGUGGUCAACUCGGGCUCGUCGCCCUACACCUUCGUCGAUGUCAGCAAAAAGUACGGCCCCAUGGCCCGCAUAGGCCCCAACCACCUCCUCACCACCGACCCCGACUUUGUGCGCCGCAUCCUCUCCGCCCACUCGCGCUACACCCGCGGGCCCUGGUACGACUCGAUGCGAAUCGAUCCCCAUGUGCCCAACAUCGUCUCGGAGCGCGGUGUCGCCAAGCACCACAAGCUGCGCUACCAGAUGUCCGCCGGCUAUGCCGGCAAGGACAUUGAGGGCGUCGAAGCCGCCGUCGACGAGCGCCUGAUGCACUUCAUCGACACCAUCGAAAACCGCUGGAUCUCCAAGCCCGGCGACUCCAAGGUCUUCGACAUCGCCCGCCGCAUCCAGUUCUUCACCCUGGACAUGAUCAGCCAGCUGUGCUUUGGCAGGAGCCUGGGCUUCGUCGAGGCAGACGACGACUCGUUCAAAUUCCAGGCCACGGUCGAGUGGCAGAUGCCCAUCGUCGGCCUGUUUUCCGUCAUUAUCGAACUGAGCCACCUAUACACCAUCCUGUCCAGCAUUCCGUUCAUUAGAAGAGUCAUUGUGCCCUCGGCCGGGGACAAGAUCGGAAUUGGCCCGAUCAUGGCGAUUUCCCGUGAGGUGAUCAACGAACGACUUUCCCCGGGCGCGGAACAAAAAAAGGACAUGCUUGGCUCGUUCCUCAAACGCGGCCUUACCCCAGACGAGGUCGAGACGGAAAUUUCGAUAUCCCUAAUUGCCGGAUCCGACACCACAGCCACUGCCAUGCGCGCAAGUCUCCUUGCCAUCAUUUCCAAUCCCCGUGUAUACUCACGCUUGACUCGCGAGAUCGAUGACGCAAUCGCCGCCGGGAAGGUCUCUUCACCCAUUCGCGACAGCGAAGCCAGGAACCUUCCUUACCUCCAGGCCGUGAUCAAGGAGGGACUUCGCCGCUUCUCGCCCAUCACUCAGCUUCGUGAAAGAGUGGUGCCCCCGCAAGGCGACACCUUUGACGGCAAAUUCAUCCCGGGCGGCACCUUCAUCGGCAUCAAUUCCUGGACCAUCCAAUGUCAUCCCGUCUACGGUGACGAUCCCGAGGUUUUCAGGCCGGAACGCUGGCUCAUCGAUGACGAAGAGCGCUUGAAGCAGAUGACGCAGAUUCACGAGUUGAUCUUCGGCUGGGGAACGACGAGAUGUCUCGGCGUCCCCAUCGCUUUGAUGAACUUGAACAAGCUCUUCGUCGAGAUGCUCAGGCGGUAUGACAUCGAGGUUGUCAACCCGUACAAGCCGUGGCACAGCGAAUGCUACGGCAUCUUCUUUCAACGGGAUUUCAACGUUCGUAUUUCCCACCGGCAGGCUGGUUCUGCAUAG